Elaeis guineensis (African oil palm) is the source of this 1759-nucleotide messenger RNA. RefSeq names its product putative F-box protein At5g55150. The record is from RefSeq and is a predicted model, not a curated record. Lineage: Eukaryota; Viridiplantae; Streptophyta; Magnoliopsida; Arecales; Arecaceae. Gene Ontology annotation, molecular function: protein binding.
UCACUCCCCCGCUCCCCCGAGCCAACCACGCCUAGUCUGCGUUCCGCACCACACUGCGAGCACAUCGGUUUCGACCCGCACCGGCGACCCGCAUACCGGUCCAGCCAGAAAAUAGUGGGCUGCGGAUAAGAAGGAUGGCAGCUUAAUUCGUUCUCAUCUCCUCUCCUCUCUCGAGUCCUAUAUAUAUAUAAAGAAAGAAGCAACGCUGAGAGCUUUGCUCUAAUAUUUGUGCCACCUUUUGUCAUCUUCUGCACCUAGCGAUAUAUGGAUUGGUCGGAGCUCCCCCACGAUCUCUUGGGCUCCAUCCUGGAGCGUCUCCCCGUCGCCGACCACCACCGUUGCGGCCUCGUCUGCUCGUCAUGGCGGUCCGCCACCAAAUCCAACCUCUUCGCCCCCGCUGCACAGUCCCCAUGGCUGAUGCUUCCUUUCAACCCCAGAGCCACCUCCCCUUCCGCCAAAUCCUCCGCCCAAUUCUACAGCCUCUCCGAGCGAAAAGUCUACAGAAUUCCCCUGCCCGACCCCCCGGUCUCCGAUCGCCUCUGCAUCGGAUCCUCCCAUGGCUGGCUGAUCGCCGCCGACGAGACCUCCGAGCUCCACCUCCUGAAUCCGAUCACCAGAGCUCAGCUUCCCCUCCCUUCCAUCACCACCUUCCCCUUCGUCGAAGCCCUUCGCGACCGCAAAGGCCACAUCACAAGCUACAAUCUCUACUUAGGCGGCGACGACGACGACUUCGCGCCGGAAUCCUUCGCACCGGACCAGCUCCGGUAUUUCUUCUACGAGAAAGCUGUCGUCUCCUCAGACCACACCGUCAUGCUGAUCCAUAACCCAUUGUUCAAGCUGGCCUUCGCCCGGCCCGGAGACGAGGAGUGGACGAUGGUGGACACCCCUUCAUCGUAUUGGGUGGACGCCAUAUUUUCUUCUAGCGGGCAGUGCUGCACGCUUGAAUCCACGGGAAGGGUGGAGGCUUGGGACCUCCAUGGCCCUCUGCCGACGUCGGCCAUCGUCGCGCCGAGCUUGGGAUAUUCCGAUUGCUCCAAGUACCUGGUGGAGCUGCCGGCCGGGCAGCUGUUGCAGGUGAGGAGGUGGCGGGAUCCCCUUCGCUUGGGCUGCAGCUGGGAGCCUCGUCCUCUCUACGUUGAGCACACGACUACCAGAGUCGAGGUGUUCGAGCUAAGGCUUGGGCGGAAUGGAUGGGCCUGGGUCAGGGAACAGAAGGAGGGAUUGACCGGAUUCGCUUUGUUCCUGGGAAAGAAUGGUUCGUUGUGCGUGUCGACGAGGGAAUGUCCGGAGCUGAAAGGGAAUUGCGUCUACCUUACGGACGACGGCACUUGGUCGUUUGAGAGGUGUCACAAUGUGGUUCCGGAUGUUGGAAUGUUUGAUUUGAGUGAUGGGAGAUUGAAGCCUUGUGGUGGGUAUGAUUUCCAGUGGAUUUGGCCCCCUCCAAUCUGGGUCACACCAACUAUGUGACGUGAGUGCUAUGCUUGAGGGAGGGAGUUGUGUGUUUUGACAAUUGCAAAUGCAAGUGUGUGUAUUAUUAUGGUGUAGUCAAUAGAUUUUGUGUAAUGUUUGGUAUGUUUGACUAGAGGAAAAAACAAUAUGGAAAACUAAUGAAUAACGGUAGAGACCUCGCGUGAAAGCAAGUCUGGCACGCUAGUAGUAGUGCGAUUAGUCCAUGGGUGGAUAUCAAAUGUACUAAAUCGUGGUUUUUGCGGCUUUUGUUUGGGGUGUCAUUAGUAUAUAGCACUAUGUUUAUCUACAA